Manis pentadactyla (Chinese pangolin) is the source of this 4242-nucleotide messenger RNA. RefSeq names its product RHO family interacting cell polarization regulator 1 (gene RIPOR1). Lineage: Eukaryota; Metazoa; Chordata; Mammalia; Pholidota; Manidae. The coding region runs from base 139 to 3924 and encodes 1261 amino acids. The record is from RefSeq and is a predicted model, not a curated record. The transcript is spliced from 22 exons.
GGUGCCGGGAGGAGCUGAAGCCCGAGCCAGAGUUGCUGCGAGCGAGCGCGGAGCCCAGCCACCCGGCACCAAGUGGAACUGGGCCAGCUAGGACACGGGGGACAAGCACAGGGGCUGGGGGUCUGUCCCGGACCCACCAUGAACGCCAAGAAGAGAGGGAGCCCAGCGCGGACUCAUUCCAUGAUGUCCCUGUCGGUGCGGCCGCAACGCCGCCUGCUCAGCGCUCGGGUCAGUAGGAGCCAGUCCUUCGCAGGUGUCCUCGGCAGCCAGGAGCGGGGACCCAGGAGCUUCCCGGCCUUCAGCCCUCCGGGCCCCCCACGGAAGACCCCAGGGCUCUCCCGAGUGUCCAGGAUGUUUUCCGUGGCGCACCCAGCCCCCAAGGUCCCGCAGCCUGAGCGGCUGGACCUGGUGUAUGCUGCGCUCAAGCAGGGCCUGACGGCCUAUUUGGAAGUACACCAGCAGGAGCAGGAGAAACUCCAGGGGCAGAUCAGGGAGUCCAAGAGAAAUUCUCGCCUAGGCUUCCUGUAUGACUUGGAUAAGCAAGUCAAGUCCAUUGAACGCUUCCUACGACGGCUAGAGUUCCAUGCCAGCAAGAUCGAUGAGCUGUAUGAAGCAUACUGUGUCCAGCGGCGUCUCCGGGAUGGUGCCUACAACAUGGUUCGUGCCUACAGCACUGGGUCCCCAGGGAGCCGCGAGGCCCGAGACAGCCUGGCUGAGGCCACUCGGGGGCAUCGCGAGUACACUGAGAGCAUGUGUCUGCUGGAGAGUGACCUGGAGGGACAGCUGGGAGAGUUCCAUCUCCGGAUGAAAGGGUUGGCCGGCUUUGCCAGGCUGUGUGUAGGUGAUCAGUAUGAGAUCUGCAUGAAAUAUGGACGUCAGCGCUGGAAACUACGGGGCCGCAUUGAAGGUAGCGGAAAGCAGGUGUGGGACAAUGAAGAAACCGUCUUUCUUCCUCUGCUCACAGAAUUCCUGUCCAUCAAGGUAACAGAACUGAAGGGCCUGGCCAACCAUGUGGUUGUAGGCAGUGUCUCCUGUGAGACCAAGGACCUGUUCGCUGCCCUGCCCCAGGUUGUGGCUGUGGACAUCAAUGACCUCGGCACCAUCAAGCUCAGCCUGGAAGUCACAUGGAGCCCCUUCGAUAAGGAUGACCAGCUCUCAGCUGCCUCUACUGUGAACAAGGCCUCCACAGUCACCAAACGCUUCUCCACCUAUAGCCAGAGCCCACCAGACACUCCCUCACUUCGGGAGCAGGCCUUCUAUAAUAUGCUGAGGCGGCAGGAAGAGCUGGAGAAUGGGACAGCAUGGUCCUUGUCAUCUGAAUCUUCGGAUGACUCAUCCAGCCCACAGCUCUCGGGCACUGCCCGCCACUCAGCCCCCAGACCCCUGGUGCAGCAGCCAGAGCCUCUGCCCAUCCAAGUCGCCUUCCGUAGGCCUGAGACCCCCACCUGUGGGCCCAUGGAUGAGGAGGGAGCCACGGCCCCAGCCCUGGCCAAUGGGCAUGCCCCUUACAGCCGGACUCUGAGCCACAUCAGUGAGGCCAGUGUGGAUGCUGCCUUGGCUGAGGCUUCAGUGGAGGCUGUGGGCCUAGAAAGCCUCACUGGGGGACCUAGCCUGCCUGCACACCCAGAGCUCACCCAUGGGAAACAACCUAUCCCUCCUGCCCUGGACCCUUGCCAUUCUGCUACAAGCCCUACCCUCAGUACAAGCCUUGCCUACACAUCUACAGACCUAUACUCAGUUCAUAAGGCCACAGAUUCUAGCUCUUUUGAUGUGCCAGGCCCCACCCACACCACUACAAACUCCACCUAUUGUGCCAUAGGCCCCAUCCACAGUGUUACAAGCCUCACUUCCACUUCCACAGGUUCAGCCCACCAGCCCCUACUCACUACCCUCACCACUACAGGCCCUACCCGAAGUGCCCCAGUGCCAGCCCAGCCCACAAGUCCCACCUAUGAGCCAGUACUUCCUGCCCUCACUACUGUAGGUCCUACACCCAAUACUCCAUGCCCAGUCCAGACCACUGCAAGCCCCAGCCUUGCUGUCACAAACCUGACACCCACUGUCACAAGCUCCUGCAGCAAGCCCAAGCUCUCCACCCUCACUACUCCAGGCCCUACCUCCAGUGCCACCGCCACAGCCCCAACCACCACAAACACCACCCACAGGACUGCAAGCCCCACCCACACCACUACAAGCCCUGCUUGCAAAACCAGGAUGUCAACUCACACCACUACAAAUCCUGCCCCUAGUGCUGAGGGCUUAGUCCAGACCAUCAGGAGCCCCACCCAUACAACUGUAAGUUCUACUUCUCUAGACCUGGCCAUGCUCCCCAGCCCCUCUGCAAACAUGCACCCUACCCUCCCAGACACGGACUCCCUGCCCGGUUGCUACCCAGCCUCCACUCCCUGUACUCUGGCAGACCCCGUAGCCCCCAGGACAUACCCAAGUCCAGCCUGUUCCAAUUGGGAACCCCUCACAAACCCUUCUCCAGACCCUCCAAGACCCAUCCUUCCAAGCCCAAGCCCCUCCCCCUCCCCCCUAGCCCCAGUGCCCCAGCGUUCAGACCUUAGCCUGGCCACAGCCACCCAGGCUCCAGUUCCAGGAGCAGCUGGAGGGGCUGGGGACAAGAGGCUGGAAGAGGCACUGGGGGCCUUAAUGGCUGCCCUGGAUGACUAUCGUGGCCAGUUCCCCGAGCUGCAGAGCCUGGAGCAAGAGGUGACUCGGCUGGAGAGUCUGCUCAUGCAGAGACAAGGCCUGACUCGCAGCCGGGCCUCCAGUCUUAGCAUCACUGUGGAACAUGCCCUGGAGAGCUUCAGCUUCCUCAAUGAGGAUGAAGAUGAAGACAAUGAUGGCCCUGGAGACAGGCCCCCAAGCAGCCCCGAGCCUGGGGCUGAGGACAGCUUCAACUCACCCACUGCCCACCCCCUCAGCACGGAGUGUCCAGCUCUGGAUGCUGCCCUGGUCCAGCACCUGUACCACUGCAGCCGCCUCCUGCUGAAAUUGGGCACAUUUGGGCCCCUGCGCUGCCAGGAAGCAUGGGCCCUGGAGCGGCUGCUGCAGGAGGCCCGAGUGCUCGAGGCAGUAUGUGAGCUUAGCAGGCGAUGGGAAAUCCCUGCCACCUCCGCCCAGGAAGUGGUACAGUUCUCAGCCUCUCGGCCAGGCUUCCUGACCUUCUGGGACCAGUGCACAGAGGGACUCAGCCCCUUCAUCUGCCCUGUGGAGCAGGUGCUCCUCACCUUCUGCAGUCAGUACGGUGCCCGUCUCUCCCUGCGCCAGCCAGGCUUAGCCAGGGCUGUAUGUAUCAAGUUCCUGGAGGACGCCCUGGGGCAGAAGCUGCCCAGGAGGCCCCAGCCAAGCCCUGGAGAGCAGCUCACUGUCUUCCAGUUCUGGAGUUACGUUGAAGCCUUGGACAGCCCCUCCAUGGAGGCCUAUGUGACAGAGACCGCUGAGGAGGUGUUAUUAGUGCGAAAUCUAAACUCGGAUGACCAAGCCAUUGUGCUCAAGGCCCUGAGGUUGGCGCCUGAGGGGCGACUACGAAGGGAUGGACUUCGGGCCCUCAGCUCUCUGCUUGUCCAUGGCAACAACAAGGUCAUGGCUGCUGUCAGCACUCAGCUCCGGAGCCUGUCGCUGGGUCCUGCUUUCCGGGAAAGAGCCCUGCUGUGCUUCCUGGACCAACUGGAGGAUGAGGAUGUGCAGAUGAGAGUAGCUGGCUGCCUAGCCCUGGGCUGCAUCAAGGCUCCUGAGGGCAUUGAGCCCCUAGUGUACCUGUGCCAAACGGACACAGAAGCUGUAAGAGAAGCUGCUCGGCAGAGUCUACAACAGUGUGGGGAAGAGGGACAGUCUGCCCAUCGACGACUAGAGGAGUCACUGGAUGCCCUGCCCCGCAUCUUUGGGCCUGGCAGCAUGGCCAGCACGGCAUUCUAAGCUCCCCACCCACCAGCGCCCAGUGCCCUUUCUCUCCACUUUCAGGGCUCAUCAGGCACUGGCAGGGAGGGUGAGGGCUGACUCCAGACACCCCUCCCCGACAGAUUCCUAUCAGUGAAAAUCUAAUAUAUUCUGUUGCCCUUGGGGUUGGUAGAGUCAGUGCCUGCAGUCAAGUGCCUCCCAGCUUCGGCUCAGCACACUUGCCAUAGAUCAGUGUCCCGGGCCUGGCCAUCCUGCCUCUGCCCCUCCAUGUCCCUUGGUUUUAUAUUUUAUUUACAGAGUUUUACAGAAAAUAAAAAAAACAAAAUACCUUUCCUA